Molecule: messenger RNA, 2567 nt
Organism: Thalassophryne amazonica
Lineage: Eukaryota; Metazoa; Chordata; Actinopteri; Batrachoidiformes; Batrachoididae
Product: zinc transporter ZIP9
Exons: 7
Coding region: 59-979 (306 amino acids)
Biological process (GO): zinc ion transport; transmembrane transport
Cellular component (GO): membrane
Molecular function (GO): metal ion transmembrane transporter activity
Source: RefSeq, a predicted model, not a curated record
UUCACUUUAUUUUUCCUGCAGAUGUAGCGUUAAAGUGAGCGCUGAAAAAGACGUGGUCAUGGACGGCGGCUUAGCUGUGACAUUGAUAUCGGUUGCCGUGUUUGUGGGUUGUUUCUUUCUCGGGUUCGUCCCGCUUUUAUUCAGACUUUCUGAGAAACGGCUGCAGUUUGUGACCAUCCUGGGAGCAGGACUCCUGUGUGGGACGGCACUGGCUAUCAUCAUUCCUGAGGGCAUGGACUUACUGGAAAAUUCAUGGAGAGCAUCAAGCUGCUCAGCUGUUCCCGCUGCUUUGAACACCAGUGAGAAGGAUCCAGCCCCCACAGAGAGACGCCCUCCUCCACGCUUUUUCAUUGGGUUGGCCUUAAGUAUCGGGUUCACCUUCAUGUUUAUUGUGGAUCAGAUUGGAAAUUACUGCUCCGUGCACGACCUGCAGACUCGUUUGCCAAACAGUGUCAGCUUCACUGCCACUCUCGGCCUGGUUAUUCAUGCUGCAGCUGAUGGAUUUGCUCUGGGUGCUGCUGUGGCCACAUCUCAAGUCACCGUGCAACUCGUAGUGUUUUUCGCUGUGAUUCUACACAAGGCUCCUGCAGCUUUUGGGUUGGUCUCCUUUCUGCUGCAUGCAGGCCUUGACAAAAAGCAUAUACAGGGACAUUUGCUGGUCUUUUCAGCAGCAGCACCAAUAUUUGCCAUUACCACUUACUUUAUAUUGCAUGCGUCUGGGAGUACAUGUCAGGACCGUCUCAGUGCUACAGGUAUAGGGAUGCUUUUCUCCGCUGGGACUUUCCUCUAUGUGGCCACAGUGCACGUGCUCCCUGAGAUCAGCAGCAACAAGACACACCAGCUGCCCCCUGAUCUUGAGGAAAUCAAUGGAGGGAAUGCACACCAGCACCAGAAGCACCUGGGUCUACUGGAAAGCCUCACUCUGAUCAUGGGGGUCGGGAUUCCGGUGUUGUUGGCUCUCGGGCUGAAUGAUGACUGACACUUUGUGGGAGUUAAGUGCCAUUCCCUGGUCACAGUGCCAGUAUAACUGAAAAGAAAACGCUGAGUGCCUGUCUCCUUUAGAAUGUACAGUGGAUAAGUACUUUAGUGUUGGCCAUGGGUGCAAAGUACAGUGAAAAUUGCUCAGUUAGUGACAGACGUAUUAAACUUGGCAUAAGAAUUCUCUAAAGCAUAUUGACAAUUUUCAGGGGUGGAGCCAUUGCAUUUCCAAGGUUCAUUAGCAAAUGGUUGCUAAGAAAUGUAUUUACCUUGACCAAAUCAAACGACCCCCAAAACCUGAAUUCAAGCCAUAGUACACUGUGAAGACUAAGACAUGGUGGAGCAAGCAUCAUGAUAUGGGGAUGUUUCGCAUACUAUAGUGUCUGGCCUAUUUAUCGCAUACCAGGGAUCAUGGAUCAGUUUGAAUACAUCAAAAUACUUGAAGGGGUGAUAUUGCCUUAUGCUAAAGAGGAAAUGCCCUUGAAAUGGGUGUUUCAACAAGACAGUGACCACCCUGGUCAGCAUGCCACUCUCAUUGUAGUGACAUCUCUGCUAUUUUGGCAUUGUGGGAUAGCUCGCCCACAGACUGAGCUCGCCGCACUACUUUUGGCUGACCCAGUUUCCGGUUGUUUACAAAAUGGCGCUGAAUUUGCCGACAUGAGAAGAUACUGCUGGAUGAGUGUGAGUGUUGACUUUCAAUCAUUUAGGCGUAAAAACAUACGAGAUACACAAGUUCACAGGAAUAUAUCACAAUUAUCUGGGAACUACUUUUUACACAGGAAUUUAUCAAGCACGUGGGUCGCGGGAGCGUACUAACACAUAAUAUCCAGAAACUGGGCAGUUGUUUGGCCAAAACGAGUGUCCACUUUUAGCUUGUCAUAAACUAAGCUAGUGGCGCACGUGAGAGUAUGGACGGUGACCCCAAACACACCAGCAAGUGAGCAGCAUUUUGGUUCCAGACCAUCAAGAUUAAGGUUAUGGAGUGGCCAGCCCAAUCCAGGGACCUUAAUCCAAUAGACAAUUUGUGGGGUAACAUCAAAAAUGCUGUUUCUGAGGCAAAACCAGGAAAUGCAUAAGAAUUGUGGAAUGUAGUCCAAUCGUCCUGGACUGGAAUGCCUGUUCACAGCUGCUAGAAAUUGGUUGACUCCAUGUAACAGAUGUGAAGCAUUUCAAUAUCAAUUUCCAAUUUAUUUAGUUUAUAUUGUGCCAAAUCACAGCAAAGCUGCCUCAAGGUGCUUCACACAAGUAAGGUCUAACCUUACCAACCCCUACUCUUUACAGGCACGACUCUGAAACAUGUUACUAAGACACAAGAUGUGAAAUGCUUUUGUGAAAAUGUAUUUUGCGAAAAAGUCCUUACAGUGUCAAAGCCUCUGGGAUGUGAACAUAUAGGCUAUACAGUUUUUUUUUUGUUUGUUUUACAUGUUAAAAACUGGCAGACAGUCUGUUAUGUAUUUAGCUGUGGGAUUGUUGUUGACAGAUGACAUUUGUCCAAAAGCACCCUAAAAAACAGGUUUUCUACUGACGACUUUGAGUUUAAGUUGUUUUGUACUUUUAAUACUUUAAAUAAAAGUGUAUAGUUAUUAUAA